AUGUGCAGGUCGAUGGACGCGACAGAGCUGUACCACAGCACGCAGGACCUCUCAGCGUCGGAGGACAGCAGCGGUGGCGGCAUGACGACCAGCGUGCUGGUGCCCGGCGCCUCCGCCAGGAGGAGAACUCGCACCGCCACGCAGGACCUCACCAGGUCUCCGCCUACGCCACCCUCCCCCGCAGCCGAGGACGCCCCUCAGGGACCAUCAAAAGGACCGCCUCGAAGAAGAGGACGGUCUGAGACCGCCAGACCUAGACCUAAGUCCAUGAUCAAUACGGGGGAGGUGCGGGCGGCCUACAUGUCCGCCGGGGAGGCUGGGCGGCGGCCGCGUCUUCACACGCUCUCCGGCGGCCGACCGGCGGCCAUCGUCGCCAAGCCUGCCGCUCUGGAUAUUCCAGCAACUGGGGAAUAUCGUUUUAUUUGA
This is a messenger RNA of Hyalella azteca, 426 nucleotides long. RefSeq lists its product as uncharacterized. NCBI's taxonomy places the organism in Eukaryota, Metazoa, Arthropoda, Malacostraca, Amphipoda, Hyalellidae. Bases 1 to 426 code for a protein of 141 amino acids. The transcript has 3 exons. The record is from RefSeq and is a predicted model, not a curated record.